UUGUAAUAUAAAGUACUGGCCGUUUGGUUUUUAGAAAAAACAAAAAAGAUGAAAUUCUUCGCCGUAUUCGCCGCCGUGUUGGCUCUGGCCGCUGGGUCUCCGUAUAGUUGGUCGCUGCAAGAGUUGUCCGAAGCCCUGCAGAACCCGCACACCAACCCCGAGUACAUCCCAUACCUGGAACAUGCACUCAACCAGAUGAUGGAAGACCUGCACGCCGGCAAGCCUGUUGCUCCUGUUGCUGUUAUCAUGCCAACAGCUUCCCAAUGGACCUUGGAGGAGUUAUCCAACGCUCUCCAGAGCCCGGCUACCGAUCCCGCCAUCGUUCCCUACCUAGAAGACGCCCUCAACGCCAUGAUGGAUGCUCUCUUUAACGGACAACAGAUCGAGACCAUGCCAGUCGUCAUUCCCGUGGAGCUGGCGCCCGUUCAGGCCGGUGCAGACAUCAUUACUGCCCCAGUGAUCGCUACCCCAGUUCUCCCCACUCCCGUAUUGCCUGCCCCAGUUCUCCCUGAGAUGCCCGUCCCUGAGGUGCCUGCCCCUGAGGUGCCUGCCCCCGAGGUGCCUGAUCCCGAAGGUUCACUUUUGCCAGAAUCACCUGAACCUUCUCCAGAAGUAGUCAUCCCCGGCCCGAUAAUUCUACCCAUGCCAGUCCUUCCUGAAGUACAACCUGAACCAGAGGCAGUCAACCCCGGACCAAUAGUUCUACCUAUGCCAGUCCUCCCUGAAGUUCAACCAGAACCUGAGGUGGUCGUUCCCGGACCAAUCGUUAACCCUAUGCCAGUUUUACCCGUAGUACAACCAGAACAAGUAGAAGAACAGACCCCUCAAAAUCCGAAUGGUGAGAUUUUCAACGACGGUAAUGUACAAGUAAUUGUCAACGGUCCUGAACAGCCAGGUGUGCUCUCGUCUAUCCAAAGCUGGUUCCAAAUGUUCCUGAAUUACUUCAGCAACGGUGUGCAAACCUCGCAGCAGAUAUUCUAAAUUUAAAUUGAAUUU
Messenger RNA from Papilio xuthus (Asian swallowtail), 996 nucleotides. RefSeq names its product calphotin-like. Bases 49 to 981 code for a protein of 310 amino acids. The transcript is spliced from 5 exons. The record is from RefSeq and is a predicted model, not a curated record. Lineage: Eukaryota; Metazoa; Arthropoda; Insecta; Lepidoptera; Papilionidae.